Messenger RNA from Solanum dulcamara, 1708 nucleotides. Its product is annotated as G-type lectin S-receptor-like serine/threonine-protein kinase At1g11410. Lineage: Eukaryota; Viridiplantae; Streptophyta; Magnoliopsida; Solanales; Solanaceae. The record is from RefSeq and is a predicted model, not a curated record. The coding region runs from base 930 to 1442 and encodes 170 amino acids. The transcript has 6 exons. Gene Ontology annotation, biological process: protein phosphorylation. Gene Ontology annotation, molecular function: ATP binding; protein kinase activity.
CAGGGGAGCAAAUUGUUGUCACGUCGUGGAAAGAUGAGAAAAAUCCAUCAUUGGGAAGGUUUAGCUCUGCUGUGGUGGAUCGUCAUGAACUUUUACAAGUACUUAUUUUGAAUGGCUCGUCGAAGCAUUUCAGAUCAGGGCAGUGGAACCGGAGAAGUUUCAUAGGAGUGCCUAGCAUGACUAAAGACCACCACAAUGGUUUUCAACUACUUACAGAUAAUAAUGGGGAGGAACUUUAUUUUUCUUAUGCUAUACUUAAUUACUCAGCUCCAACAUUGAUAUACUUUGAUUCCUACGGAGCAAUAAUUCAAAUAGAUUGGGAUGCAGAUGAGAAUAAAUGGUUAAGGGUACAGGUAGUACCUAAAGGUCAAUGUGACUUGUAUAACACAUGUGGUGCUUUUGGAAGUUGCAAGAAUAAUGAUUCACAAAUAUGCAAAUGUUUGAAGGGUUAUGAACCUAAGUCUAUUGGUGAAUAGAACGAGGGGAAUCGGACUAGUGGUUGUGUCCGGAGAGCACAAUUCCAGUGCGAGGAGACGAUCACUAGUCCAAAUUCUGAUGACGAGAGAAAUAAGGGGGAUGUGUUUUUAUCGGUUUCAGAGAUGAAACUACCAGAUUUCUCACAUUACCUACUUGGGAUAAAAUGGAAUGCGAAAAUUCUUUCUUGAAGAAUUGUUCUUGUUUGGCAUAUGCUUAUGAGGAUGGAAUAGGAUGCAUGAUUUGGGGAAAAGAACUUAUUGACCUCCAAGAGUUUUCCCAUGGUGGAGAGCAACUAUACAUUCGCCUCGCACAUUCCCAGCUUGGUAGAUACAGAUACACCAAUUCUACAUUGCUCGGACACUCCAAAAUAUGUUGUUGCACCAGCAUCAGAUCCUCCAGAAAAGCACUAUUAUUAGAGGAUCCGGCAUGCACCCAACAAUAAGAGGAGGCUAAUGGGAGCCCGUAUUGCAAUUAUUGUCUCAGCGACAUUCAGCCUAAUUCUUAUUGUUUGCACUAUAUAUGUAUUGAAGAUCAGGAAAAAAGGCAUUGGGAGUUUAAUCCCUUUUCGCAUAGCUUCAAAACACUCUUCAGCAGAAAAUUUGCUUCAUAACAGUUCAGAAUUACCAGUUUUCAGCUUCAAGUGUAUAGAAACUGCUACUAACUUUUGCUAUCGAAAUAAAUUUGGAGAGGGGGUAUUUGGACCUGUUUACAAGGGGGUAUUAUCAAAUGGACAAGAGGUUGCGAUUAAAAGACUUUUGAGGAGCUCAGGACAAGGCAUAGAAGAGUUCAAGAAUGAGGUUACACUAAUUUCAAGACUUCAACACAGAAACUUAGUCAAACUGAUGGAAUUUUGCAUUCACUGGGAGGAAAAGUUGCUGAUCUAUGAAUACAUGUCCAACAGAAGCUACGUUUUCAUAUUCGGAUCAAGAUCUACGACGUUGAGUUGGAUCGAAUCAACGAUAUAGCAUCAUUGAAGGGAUAGCUAGAGGGCUUCUUUAUCUGCAUCGUGAUUCACGACUAAAAAUCAUUCACAGAGAUCUUAAGACAAGCAAUAUUCUCUAGAUGAAGAUAUGAAUCCCAAAAUCUCAGAUUUUGGAAUGGCUAGGAUUUUUGGAGGGAAUCAAACUAUAGCAAAUACCAAGAAGAUUGCCGGUACCUAUGGUUACAUGUCCCCUGAAUAUGCAAUACAAGGAAUUUUUUCCGAGAAGUUGGAUGUCUUCAGCUUUGGUGU